Paracoccidioides brasiliensis Pb18 is the source of this 396-nucleotide messenger RNA. RefSeq lists its product as uncharacterized. The record is from RefSeq and is a predicted model, not a curated record. The transcript is spliced from 2 exons. The coding region runs from base 1 to 396 and encodes 131 amino acids.
AUGGAUAAAUCGAUCACCGGCAGCAAUGAAUUCUGGACAACUGAUUGGGUGACGCAUGCGUUGAUUGAAGUUGGCUGGAGUGUUUUCCUCAACCAUCCCCAGCCGAGUGGUUGUUGGCGUGGAUUAGUCGAAGUAUCAAGUCUGCAGCGGGUUCACUUCUCCUUUGAAACAACCCAUGUGGAUGGAAUGGUCAACUUCUUGGUGUCCCUUUCACCUUUGAAAGAAGCGUGGAUGAAGAAGGCUAUCCAGAUCUUCCGGCGCAUUUCUGGCGCCUGCUCAUAUUUUCAUACAUUGAUCAGAUGGUUACCCGUUUACAUUGCGGCCCAAUGGUCGUUUCUGCAAGAGAUGCUGGGUGCAGACCGCCUUAAGCAGGCUUUCAAGCUUCCAAUGUUGUGA